Molecule: messenger RNA, 2269 nt
Organism: Nematostella vectensis (starlet sea anemone)
Lineage: Eukaryota; Metazoa; Cnidaria; Anthozoa; Actiniaria; Edwardsiidae
Product: galactokinase
Exons: 6
Coding region: 31-1185 (384 amino acids)
Biological process (GO): carbohydrate phosphorylation; galactose metabolic process
Cellular component (GO): cytoplasm; cytosol
Molecular function (GO): galactokinase activity; ATP binding
Source: RefSeq, a predicted model, not a curated record
CCCUGUGACAGGAAACCCGAUGGUUUCAACAUGGCGGGCCGCGUUGUGCAAGAAUCAACGGAGCUAUUUGUAAAACGUUUCGGCAGUAAGCCAGAGAUAGGGGGAUGCGCUCCUGGACGUGUGAAUCUGAUCGGAGAACACACAGACUACAACGAGGGUUUCGUAUUCCCAAUGGCUCUCGAUCUAGUGACUGUCAUAGUGGGUGCAAAAGUUGACGGAGAGACUUGCAAAAUUGUCACCUCAGCUGAAGGCACUGAUGGCCCAGACAACAUAGAGUUCCCCCUCCCCUCUCCUGCCAAACCACUAUCUCCUGGUAACCCAUCCUGGGCAAACUACAUCAAAGGAGUUAUUGCCAACUUUGGUUCACCAAUUCCAGCUUUUAAUGCAGCCAUAGCAACAUCAGUGCCACUUGGUGGAGGGCUGUCCAGUUCAGCGUCACUGGAAGUGGCAAUGUUUACAUUUCUUGAACAACUUAGUGGUCAUGUGAGGAAAGAUUUAAAAGCCAAGGCAUUGGCCUGCCAAAAGGCAGAGCAUGAGUUUGCUGGAAUGCCAUGUGGAAUUAUGGAUCAGUUUAUAUCGGUGAUGGGGAAGAAGGGCAAUGCCUUGCUUUUAGAUUGCAGAUCCAUGGAUUACAAGUUGAUUCCCUUAGCAGACCCUGACCUAGCCAUCCUUGUAACCAAUAGCAACGUCCAUCACAAGCUAACAGGAAGUGAAUACCCUACGAGGAGGAGACACUGUGAGGAAGCGGCUGCUGCUAUGGGCAAAAAAAGCUUGCGUGAGGUGUCAAUGGAUGAGCUUAUAGCUAAUGAGGACAAGCUGGAGAAGGAAAUUUAUUGCAGAGCUCGACAUGUUGUGGGUGAAAUAAAGAGAACUUGUGAUGCUUCAUCCGUCCUUCAAAACAAUGACUAUGAAGCCUUCGGAAAGUUAAUGGUUGAAAGUCACAACUCACUGAGAGAUGACUAUGAGGUCAGCUGCACAGAGCUUGACACUCUAGUAAGACUUGCUCUCGAAGUAGAAGGCGUCUAUGGCUCUCGCAUGACCGGCGGGGGGUUUGGCGGAUGCACCGUGACACUUCUCAAGCGGGACUCAGUUGAAAAGUGUAAGGCCCACAUCAAGGAAGGAUACCAAGAAGCUACGUUUUUUGUUAGUAGCCCGGCCGACGGCGCUCGUCCAGUGAAUAUAUAAAAACAACUAUGCCAUUUAAUAUGCGGAACCCAGACUAAUAGCCAGGGGACCACACCCCCGGGGUCGCCAAAAUAUGCUCUUUCUUAUUCAAAAACUUUUUUCAGAAUUGUCAAUACAGUUAAAAAAAAACGGAUGUAAGAACCUAGUGAUUUAAGAUUUGAGAAGGAUUUUAAUACCCCGAAAUAUAAGAACCUACCCAGCCAAAAAAUUCAAAAUGUUCUUUUAUCAAUAUUUACUCCAUGAAAAGUGAGACCAAAUAUUGGGCUUUGAAAUAUAAAUUUGCUAAACAUUUUGAUCUUCCAUAAAGAAAAGGUUACAGAUAUAACAUACGUACAGGUGGAUUCUCUAUAGUGGAUGAAGGUUGUCAGUGCAAAUGGCGAAUGGCAAAUUGCUUAUUGGUACUAAUUAUUCGUAAAACUAAAGGUGUUAAAUAAAGUCAAGCAAUGUCAGAGCCAAGCAUUGGUAACCUUUAAUGGAUAAAUGUUUUGAUUUAUCUAUAUUCUUCGAGACGCAUGGUUACUUUCGGUCGUAGAACUGCAUUUUGCCAAUCGCUAUUUGCACUGACAACCUUUAUUGAAAUAGGUGUAUAUUCGGUCACACUUCUGUUAUUAUGAAUCUUACUGUUGAUUAAGCAACUUGGGAAAAAAUUAAGAACCUAUAAGAAAAAAAAAAGAAUUUAUUGUGCCUUAAUUGUUAGUAAGUACCCCAACAUAUAAAAACCUGUUUUGCCAGACUUGGAAAAAUCUAGGUUAUUACACGCGGAUUUUUUUACUUCAUAUCUACAAGUGCGCAUGCCCCGUAGACAAUCCUGGCCACGCGGCUAAAAAAGUAUUAGUUAUGAUAGUAGAAAUAAUAAUAAUAAGAAGAAAAUGACGUUUUAGGUGCGUCCCAUAAGUCUUAAAAAAGACAGAUAAUAGGUCUAUGUAAUGAAAUCAAAUACAAUGGUAUAAUACAUAAAAUAAGUAAUUGUAAUUUCAGGAAUCUUAAAUGCUAAACGUAUCAUCGGCAGCGUUAAACUAAGAUAUUUUUAAUCUGUAUGUAUUUUGUCCAAUCGAAGCUCUUUUUAUUAAAAAUGAAUACCGUA